AUUGAUAUUCGGUGUACUUUGUUUUGGAGCACCAGCUCAUAAACAUAGCGAAGUCUGCGGAAAGGAUACGAUUUCAAUUGUUAGACCAGCAACGCAUUCUGACAACUGGUCAAUGGUGGAUAAGCAAGUUGAAGCAAGAGCCCCGGAGUCGGACAAAUGGCUAUUGAAAUUGAUCGAUCCCGAUUACGGACCCUAACCCUAGUGAACGCCUAGUAUAAGAUCGUACGCUUUACUAAUACCUGGAUACUUGGACUUACGCGUUCACUGCAUUUGAAGCUGACCCUUACUGACCUCCAGUCUGAAAUUUUUAUGAAGUAGUUCUUCAUUUCCACGGGCAUUCCAACAACAUAGCAAUACACUCACCAUGACAACACGCCGGCGAGCAAAUAGUAUGACAGACGCAUUUGGAAUGAGACGUGAAUACCGGGAAUUGCUCCAGAACCAUCCAGGAAUCGCGACUGCUCUAGCGGAAUCCUUGACUAAUGUAGCUAUCCUUGGCCAGCCCAGUCGUCUGUUGGUAUCUUACAAAUCCGUUGCGUCGACAUCGCUGUCACCGCUGAUAUUUUUGUUUCAUCUUUGUAGCAAGAUUGAUGAAUUCUUGUCGUCGUUACCAAAGCUCACCGAACAGGAUAUUGUUACCUCAGAGUUGACGGAUGCCUCCUGUCCCAUCUGCAUAACGCCCUUCCUUGCACUUCUUGCAGAGGAAGAGAUGGCGGUUGCCAUGGAGUCUCCGGCACACCACACCGAGGAACUCGGAGUUACGAAGCUUCAGAACAAAUGUGGCCAUGUGUUCUGCAGAAAAGAUAUACAGAACUGGUUGCGCGGUGGUCACAAUUCAUGCCCCACUUGUCGACGCACUCUUGUUGACGUAGCAGCACAGACUACACCUUUCAAUGUUCAACCACCCGCUGUCGCCGAGAUGAUCGCAAUGUUGGGUCGAGUGGAUCCAUUUGACCCAGUGGGAGCUCGAGACCUUUACGAAGUUAUAGAUGUUGACGUAGACCAAGUCCCUGAAGCUGACGACUUGUUCGCAAACACCGAUAUUCGUCUUCAGGCACAACCAGCUCCAGGCCAAGGUGAAGAGCAUGAUGAUAGACACGAGUUCACCUCAAUGUAUUCUUGAUUUUCGUAUUCGGUGGACGGUUACCGUUUCCUAUCUUCUCGGCUGGGUUGUACAAUAGGUCUGUGGCUCAUAUUGUAAUCGUGCUAGCGUUGAUUACUCUUAGUAUAACCCCCUACUCAGCUGUACUAUACCUUAGGCUUUAGCUUCCAAAUUUCAGCUUUUUCUUCUUCACCUUUUG
Messenger RNA from Somion occarium, 1301 nucleotides. The record is from the annotation of a GenBank genome assembly. Lineage: Eukaryota; Fungi; Basidiomycota; Agaricomycetes; Polyporales; Cerrenaceae.